AUGGCAGAAGUUGGCUGCCACAUUCAUUUUCUGCUAUUGCCAGCUUCGCUUCUCUUUUUGCUUGUUAUCUUCUUUUUAUCUCCUUUGAGCCAAAGCAACUUUACCAUUUCCUUCUCCAUCUUCGCUCCUAAUUCCAGUACUAAAACCAAUCAAAAAACCCCACAAGUCUCUCCAUUAACGGUUCCACUGUCAUCAGCUGCUUCACCGCUUGCACCAGCAGCUCCUCUGCCAUCCCUUAAUGGUGCUACUACUGGUGGGGAUGUCGUUUCAAGGCCUAAGAAAAAAAAGAGCAGUUUAGAGAGAGUUGAAGAUGGUUUGACCAAAGCACGAGAGGCUAUACGUGAAGCAAUUCGUUCACAAAACUAUACGUCAUACAAGGAGGAAACUUACAUUCCCAGAGGAAUCAUUUACAGAAAUCCAUAUGCUUUUCAUCAGAGUUACAUUGAAAUGGAGAAGAGAUUCAAGGUCUGGGUCUAUAGGGAAGGAGAGCCACCCUUAGUCCAUGGCGGGCCGUUGAACAACAUCUACGGCAUUGAGGGGCAGUUCAUCGAGGAGAUGGAGAGUGAGAAGAACCACUUCUUGGCUCGCCAUCCUGACGAGGCGCAUGCAUUCCUGAUCCCCGUGAGUGUGGUCAAAAUUAUCAAACUCCUCUACAUGCCUCUCACCACCUACUCUCGUGUUCAGCUACAAUGGGUGGUGACCGAUUAUGUUGGCGUCAUAGCCGACAAGUACCCAUAUUGGAAUAGAAGCAAUGGAGCUGACCAUUUCUUGGUUUCUUGUCAUGAUUGGGCACCGGAUAUUGGAGAUGCCAAUCCAGAACUCUUCAAGAACUUCAUCAGAGUCCUCUGCAACGCCAAUACAUCAGAAAAGUACAGGCCUCAAAGAGAUGUCUCAAUGCCAGAAAUCAUCAUUCCCAAAGGCCAGCUUGGUCCCCCUCUGGUAGACCUGUCCCAAAGGGAACGUUCAAUCCUGGCAUUCUUCGCGGGUGGAGCCCAUGGUUCCAUAAGGAAAGUCUUGUUGGAACACUGGAAAGACAAGGACAAUGAAGUGCGAGUCCAUGAGUACCUCCCGAACAACACAGAUUACUUCAAAUUAAUGGGCGAAAGCAAGUUUUGCUUGUGCCCAAGUGGGUACGAGGUGGCCAGUCCAAGAGUGGCAACGGCAAUAUCCGUGGGGUGUGUUCCUGUUAUAAUAUCUGAUUAUUAUGCAUUGCCAUUUAGCGAUGUGCUUGAUUGGAGCAAGUUUUCAGUUUAUAUCCCAUCGAAGAGGAUACCCGAAAUCAAAACGAUCUUGAAAGGGAUAUCAGAUAAGAAGUAUCUGAAAAUGCAGAAGAGAUUGAGGCAAGUUCAAAGGCACUUUGUUUUGAACAGGCCAGCGCUGCCAUUUGAUGUGAUUCACAUGCUGCUUCACUCAGUGUGGUUAAGGAGGCUGAAUUUUAGGCUGCCAACACCUUGA
Molecule: messenger RNA, 1455 nt
Organism: Theobroma umbraticum
Lineage: Eukaryota; Viridiplantae; Streptophyta; Magnoliopsida; Malvales; Malvaceae
Product: putative glycosyltransferase At5g20260
Molecular function (GO): glycosyltransferase activity
Source: RefSeq, a predicted model, not a curated record